Molecule: messenger RNA, 810 nt
Organism: Manihot esculenta (cassava)
Lineage: Eukaryota; Viridiplantae; Streptophyta; Magnoliopsida; Malpighiales; Euphorbiaceae
Exons: 2
Coding region: 287-667 (126 amino acids)
Source: RefSeq, a predicted model, not a curated record
UAUCUCUCUGCAGGAGGAGGCUUGUUAAUUGGUGGCUUGUAUUGGGUAAGAGAGUGAGUAGUGAGUAACACCACUGCAAGAAACAACACCAGCAAGUAUUUGGGAGGCAGUUUAAUGCUCUCGGGAACUAAACAGAGAAAGGAAAAGGAGAUGAGGAAGGUGAACGCGUGAAUGGGCUAGAGCCUAUAACAGCAGGACAAGUGUCCUCUCUAUUGGCUUUUUUGUAUGCCAAUAAUACAUAUACAUUUAUAUCAAUGCAAGAAGAAUCGCACCUGCUGAAGAAGAUAUGCUAGUUGAUGAAGAUGGUGAGUUUAAGGCAGAAGUGAAUUCGAGUAGCUAUGGAAAGCGCCCAAGGAGAUCUGAUCGGCGUAAGCAACAGGUCUCUUAUAAGGAAAAUUUGAGUGACGAUGAAGACUUCAUGACCCAUUCAAAGAAAACCAAGGCGACGGGAUCAUCCUGUGCCAAUGAAGAGAAGUGCAGAAAUGGAUUGAAGGACAAUUUAUUUAAAAAAGAUAAUCAUUCUGGUGUAGCUUAUGUGAAAGAUCUGAAUGAGGAGAACCAAAAGAAAGGUCCAGAGAGUUUUGCAAAUGAAUUAAAGGACAGCAAGGAUGAAAAGAGAAAAGAAAAAGCAGAAGAAAAUGGGUAUUCGGGCUUAGAUCGGCACUGAUGGGCCUCCGUUUGUUGCCAUCAGAGCUGACAUGGAUGCUUUUCCCAUUCAGGUUCCUAUCUCCUCUUCUCGUAGUUCUAUGUAGGCAUGUGUCUACAUAUGCAUUCAUCUCAUGCCAUGUCAUGUGCAUGAUAAUAUAACAU